This is a messenger RNA of Cicer arietinum (chickpea), 2796 nucleotides long. NCBI's taxonomy places the organism in Eukaryota, Viridiplantae, Streptophyta, Magnoliopsida, Fabales, Fabaceae. The record is from RefSeq and is a predicted model, not a curated record.
AUGCGAAAGCUUACACCUCGGUUUAUAGGACCUUACCAAAUUCUCAAACGUGUCGGUAACGUAGCAUAUCAGAUUGCGUUGCCUCCGUCUCUUUCUAAUCUCCAUAGUGUCUUUCAUGUGUCUCAACUUCGUAAGUACAUUUUUGAUCCCUCACACGUGAUUGAGUCAGACAAGGUCCAAAUAAAAGAGAAUCUAACUUUUGAGACCUUACCGCUACAGAUUGAGGACCGAAAGGACAAGGAAUUAAGGGGAAAGACGAUUCCAUUGGUUAAGGUUGUCUGGGGAGGUGCUACUGGUGAAAGUGCUACGUGGGAGGUCGAAAGCCAGAUGCGCGAUUCUUAUCCAGAACUAGGAGUGGCAUGUCCCGAAGGUCAGAAAGUGCAUCUUGGUACCUUUAUGUUGACGGAAGAAGCUGAACAUUGGUGGGAUAAUGCACGCCAACGUUUAGAGAAUGCAGGGACUGCAAUUACUUGGGCUAUAUUCAAGAACAUGUUUCUAAUUAAGUAUUUCCCUGAAGAUAUCCGUAAUAGAAAGGAGAUGGAAUUUGUUAAAUUGGAACAGGGGAAUAUGUCAGUAGCGGAGUAUGCUGCUAAGUUCAAGGAAUUAUCCAGGUAUUAUCCACUCUAUGUUGGAGAAGCAGGAGAAAAGUCUAAGUGCAUCAAGUUUGAAAUGGGACUUAGGCCAGAGAUCAAGAAACAGGUUGGAAUGCAAGAGAUCCGCGACUUUUCUACCCUAGUGAAUAAGAGUACUGGACCCAUAUCCAUGGCACCGUAUAGGAUGUCUCCCUUAGAAUUGUCUGAGCUUAAGAAACAAUUGGAAGAGCUUUUAGAUAAACAAUUUAUAAGGCCUAGUGUUUCACCAUGGGGUGCACCUGUGUUGUUGGUUAAGAAGAAGGAUGGCUCUAUGAGGUUAUGCGUAGAUUACUGUCGACUUAAUAAAGUGACAAUCAAGAAUAAGUACCCGCGACCUAGGAUCGAUGACCUUAUGGAUCAAUUAAGAGGAUCAUGUGUGUUUAGUAAGAUCGAUCUGAGGUCGGGUUACCAUCAGAUCCGCGUGAAACCUUCUGAUACUCCUAAGACCGCCUUUAGGACCCGUUAUGGCCAUUACGAGUAUUUGGUUAUGCCUUUUGGUGUUACUAAUGCACCAGCAGUGUUUAUGGAUUACAUGAAUCGGAUCUUUCAUCCUUACCUCGACUCUUUUGUGGUUGUGUUUAUAGAUGAUAUCUUAGUGUACUCUAAGACUAAGGAAGAACAUGGUGAACAUCUAAGGAUAGUCUUGAAAACCCUUAAGGAGAAACAAUUAUUUGCCAAGUUGUCUAAGUGUGAGUUUUGGUUAGAGGAAGUAAGUUUCCUAGGACAUAUAAUUUCAAAAGGUGGAAUAGCUGUUGAUCCUACCAAAGUGGAGAGUGUCUUAGAAUGGAAAGCACCUAAAUCAGUGACUGAGAUUAGGAGUUUCCUAGGAUUGGCAGGUUAUUAUCGUAGGUUCAUAGAAGGAUUCUCCAGGUUGGCCUUACCUUUGACUAAGUUGACCCGUAAAGGGGAAUUGUUCGUGUGGGAUACUCAUUGUGAGAAUAGUUUCCAAGAGCUUAAGAAACGAUUGACCUCUGCACCAAUCUUAGUAUUACCUGACCUGAGUGAACCUUUUGUAGUAUAUUGUGAUGCGUGUGGUUCCGGAUUAGGUGGAGUACUUAUGCAGGAUGGAAAGGUAGUAGCAUAUGCUUCUAGGCAACUGAAGAUUCAUGAGAGAAACUACCCUACCCAUGACCUAGAACUAGCAGCAGUUGUCUUUGUACUUAAGAUGUGGAGACAUUAUUUAUAUGGAUCUAGAUUUGAGGUUUUUAGUGACCACAAGAGCCUUAAGUAUCUUUUUGAUCCAAAGGAGUUGAACAUGAGACAACAGGAGUUAAGAAAGAUGAUCUUAGAGGAAGGACAUAGGAGUUGUCUAAGUAUUCACCCUAGAGCCACAAAGAUGUAUAAGGACCUCAAGAAGAUAUUUUGGUGGCCUAAAAUGAAAAGAGAUGUUGCUGAAUUUGUGUAUGCUUGUUUGACUUGCCAAAAAUCUAAGGUAGAACAUCAAAAACCUUCAGGUUUGAUGCAACCUUUGAGCAUUCCUGAAUGGAAGUGGGAUAACAUCUCUAUGGACUUUGUUCCGAUAAAGAUAACUUAUUCUAUGGAAAGGUUAGCUGAAAUAUAUAUAAAGGAAAUUGUGAAGUUGCAUGGAAUCCCAUCAAGUAUAGUCUCGGACAGAGACCCUAGGUUUACCUCUAAGUUUUGGCAAGGUUUACAAAGCGCUUUAGGUACGAACCUUAGGAUGAGUUCAGCAUAUCACCCACAGACAGAUGGUCAAACUGAGCGAACCAAUCAAUCCCUAGAAGACUUGUUGAGAGCUUGUGUGUUGGAACAAAAUGGAAGUUGGGAUAGCUUUUUGCCACUUAUAGAAUUUACCCAUAACAAUAGUUUCCACUCUAGCAUUGGAAUGGCCCCUUUUGAGGCGUUGUAUGGGAGAAGGUGUAGGACCCCUCUGUGUUGGUUUGAGACGGGUGAUAACCUUGUGUUAGGACCCGAGAUUGUUCAGCAGACUACUGACAAAGUAAAAAUGAUUCAGGAAAAGAUGAGAGCAUCUCAGAGUAGGCAAAAGAGUUACCAUGAUAAAAGAAGGAAAAACCUCAAAUUUCAAGAAGGUGAUCAUGUAUUUAUGAGAGUUACUCCAACAAUUGGGGUUGGUCGGGCAUUAAAAAUGCGAAAGCUUACCAAGAAGCACAACUCAUUUGUAUUUUUCGGUGAAGUUGAUGUUUGA